Cordyceps militaris CM01 is the source of this 876-nucleotide messenger RNA. RefSeq names its product RAS small monomeric GTPase, putative. Lineage: Eukaryota; Fungi; Ascomycota; Sordariomycetes; Hypocreales; Cordycipitaceae. Gene Ontology annotation, cellular component: plasma membrane. Gene Ontology annotation, biological process: signal transduction. Gene Ontology annotation, molecular function: GTP binding; GDP binding; GTPase activity. The transcript has a single exon. The record is from RefSeq and is a predicted model, not a curated record. The coding region runs from base 1 to 876 and encodes 291 amino acids.
AUGGCUUCCUACUACCAGACGGGACCACCGGCGCCGGCGCCGCCCCAGCAGCAGCAGCAGACCAUCCCCACGGUGACGCCCUCGACGCCCAUCUCCAUCACCAUCUGCGGCGACGGCGGGUGCGGCAAGUCGUCCAUCACGCUCCGUCUCGUGCGCUCGCAGUGGACGUCCGAGUACGACCCGACCAUUGAGGACAGCUACUCGGUGACGCGGCGCAUCGACGGCAGCACCUACACGCUCUCGCUGACGGACACGGCCGGGCAGGAGGAGUACCGCGGCAUGUGGGCGAGCUCGAACCUGGGCGCCGACGCGUUCCUGCUCGUGUACGACAUCACCGGGCGCGACUCGCUCGACGCGCUGACGUACUUUAACGACCUCAUCGACAUGGAGGCGGAGACGCGGCUGGACAAUGCGGAGCGGGCGCGGCGCGCGGGCCUGGGCACGGGGGCGGAUGCGCGGCCCGGCGCCGUGCGCAUGGUGCCGCCCGUCAAGAUUGUCGCCGGCAACAAGUGCGAUUUGCAGGAGAGCCGCCAGGUGCCGGCCGCGGUCGGGCUCGACUGGGCGCGCCGCCGCGGGUGCGGCUUCAUGGAGACGAGCGCCCGCCUCGAGGUCAAUAUCGAGGAGACGUUUGCGCUGCUGGUCCGCCGCGUCAUGGAGCGCAGGAGGCUCGCGCAGAUGGGCAUCAUGGACAAUACAGAGUUGAAUGCGCGCGGCAUGACGAAGCCCCUGACACCGCUGCCGCGGGAAGACGGCAGUGGCGGCGGUGGUGGUGCAGCGACGGGCGCGGAGAAGCGUGGGAUGGGAGGGCCGCGCAUCACGGGCGAGCGGUUUGGACGCGGCAAGGGCGGGUUCUGGAAGAGGCUGCGCUGCUGGUAG